Molecule: messenger RNA, 2440 nt
Organism: Loxodonta africana (African savanna elephant)
Lineage: Eukaryota; Metazoa; Chordata; Mammalia; Proboscidea; Elephantidae
Gene: ATP6AP1
Product: ATPase H+ transporting accessory protein 1
Exons: 10
Coding region: 370-1779 (469 amino acids)
Source: RefSeq, a predicted model, not a curated record
CCCCGCCCUCUACCUCCGCCUCGCUCUCCCCAAACCAUCUGGGUCAUCCUGUGCCGGUUGCAGCCGGCGGCGGCCGGCGGACAGCGGGACUGGCUGAGUUUGGCCGCGCCCUCUUUCCCACUGGGAGUGUGCGCGCCUGGAGACGCUUACAACCAACCAUUGAAGAGGAGCUGCCGUGAAUGGCAUGCUCUCUGUCCAAUCACCUUCGGGUCUGGCGAGCAUGCCUGCACCCGGGCCAAUGGUGGCGCGCGGCGGAGCUCGGGCGGGGACUGCGGUCACCUGAUCACGGCGGCAGCAGCGGCGGCGGCAGCGGCAGUGGCAGUGGCGGUAACGGCAGACGGCAGCCAGACAGUACAAGCCGAAGAUACAAUGGCGGCGGCGGCUUGUGUGCGGGCGCGGGCGCGAGCGCGGUCGCGGCGGGCCCCAGCGUUCUGGCAGAUUCGGUGGCUGCCGCUGUUGCUGGCAUUGACGGCAGUGGCGGUGGCGGCGGAGCAGCAGGUGCCGCUGGUGCUGUGGUCGAGUGACCGGGACCUGUGGGCUCCUGCGGCCGACACUCACGAGGGUCACGUCACCAGCGACUUGCAGUUGUCUACCUACUUGGACCCCGCCCUCGAGCUGGGCCCUCGGAAUGUGCUGCUGUUCCUGCAGGACAAGCUGAGCAUUGAGGAUUUCACCGCAUAUGGCGGGGUGUUUGGCAACAAGCAGGACAGCGCUUUUUCAAACCUAGAGAAUGCCCUGGCCCUGGCCCCCUCCUCGCUGGUGCUCCCUGCAGUUGACUGGUAUGCUGUCAGCACCUUGACCACCUACCUGCAGGAGAAACUUGGGGCCAGCCCCCUGCACGUGGACCUGGCCACACUGCGGGAGCUGAAGCUCAAUGCCAGCCUCCCGGCCUUGCUACUCAUCCGGCUGCCCUACACGACCAGCUCUGGCCUGAUGGGUUCCAGGGAAGUCCUCACAGGCAACGACGAGGUCAUCGGGCAGGUACUGAGCACACUGAAGUCCGAGGAUGUCCCGUACACCGCAGCCCUCACAGCAGUCCGCCCUUCCAGGGUGGCCCGGGAUGCAGCCAUGGUGUCUGGGGGUCUGGGUCGACAGCUGCUAGAAAAAACGACAGAGACGGAUGUGCCUCACCCCCCUGUGAGCUACAAUGACACAGCCCCCCGGAUCCUACUCUGGGCCCAGAACUUCUCUGUGGCUUAUAAGGACCAGUGGGAGGACCUGACCUCCCUCACUUUUGGGGCCCAGGAACUCAACCUUACUGGCUCGUUCUGGAACAACUCUGCCGCUGGACUCACACUGACCUACGAGCAACUCUUUGGUACCAGAGUGACAUUCAAGUUCAUUUUGGCUAACCGCUUCUACCCAGUGUCUGCCCGGCACUGGUUUACCAUGGAGCGCCUUGAAAUCCACAGCAAUGGCUCUGUCACCUACUUUAACGCCUCCCAGGUCACUGGGCCCAGCAUCUACUCCUUCCACUGCCAGUAUGUCAGCAGCCUCACCAAGAAUGGCAAUCUCCUUGUGCCCCAAAUACAACCCUCUCUCUGGCAGAUGACGCUCCAGGACUUCCAGAUCCAGGCCUUCAAUGUGACGGGCGAGCAUUUCUCCUACGCCAGCGACUGUGCCGGCUUCUUCUCCCCGGGCAUCUGGAUGGGGCUGCUCACCUCCCUCUUCAUGCUCUUCAUCUUCACCUAUGGCCUGCACAUGAUCCUCAGCCUCAAGACUAUGGACCGCUUUGAUGACCACAAGGGCCCUGCCAUCUCUCUGACCCAGAUAGUGUGACCACCCUGCGCUGCUGGGGGGCCGAGGGGCGUGGCAGUGUCCUGGUCGUCACUUUUCCACCUCUGGUCACGCCAGACUGGAGGGCUGCCAUAGCAUGAAACCCCAAGGUCCCUCACCCUGGCUCCCUUCCCCUUCCAUCCUGGCGGGCCCCCCUGUGUCUCCCAACAAGAUGUAUGUACAUUCUGCAUAGGUAGUAAGUAGACAAAUCUUCCAGGCUCAGUCGAGGUGAGGGAGAGGGAACGUUAAUUCUAGGGACUGCUUCUCCCCCUUUUUCUCCUCUCUCCAACAUCGCCGCUUACUGUUUACAGUGCUUGUGUGCGGCACAUGCCCCCUCCCCAAGCUUGACAGGGCUUCCUGCAGCAGCCUGCAGCUUGACAGUCCCCGAGUUUGGGGAGUAUAGAAGUAGUAUUUAACUGUGUGUCCUGCUUAGCUGUUGUUGUUUGAUCUUUUUUGAUGAUGUCGUGCUAAAAAGCAGCAGUACCCAAACAAAACACCCAGUACAGUGGGAUUUAUUUUUGUGGUCUGAGAAGGAAGGGACCUCCAUGGCAGGUGGGUUCAGUGUGAUCCCUGAAUUUCUAGCAUUUUCCCACCAGGAGGGCCUGGCAGCAGCCUGGGGCACUCAGUUAUUUUCUUUACUGAUAAAUAAAAACGGGUUGCCAUG